Molecule: messenger RNA, 1974 nt
Organism: Rodentolepis nana
Lineage: Eukaryota; Metazoa; Platyhelminthes; Cestoda; Cyclophyllidea; Hymenolepididae
Source: the annotation of a GenBank genome assembly
AUGGAAGAAGAUUCCAUCUAUUCAGCAGAUAGGCGUGUAAAGCAGUAUGGCAUUGGCGUUCAAGUUGGAGCAAAGCUUAUUCCUGAAGUAUUGAAGUUGUCACAAAUUCCCUCAGAGCUAUGUGAUGACAGUGGAAUAGUGAUCUGCUCAUUGGAUCAGUCAGGUGAAAUUGAAGUUGACAUGGCCCGUGAUAGUCCCGAAUCUCAAAUUCAAGUCAUUACCAAAUCAAACAAGGUUCAUGGGUGGUGGAGUGGAAUAGUUAGUGGAAAGACUCCGCUUUUUGAGAAUAAAUCAAUGGAUAAUUUCCCUGCCAGAAAAUCCACUGAAAAGCAAAUUGAAAACAAUUUGUCCUUGCAAGGUAAAGCUAUACUUCAACCUGAAACAUAUACCACUCACCCCAAUCCUCGAUAUAGACUGGUUUUGGUCGAUACGGGCAAUCAAAACAGACAAUGCUUAUCAGUGAGUGCGUCGAAAAUUGAUUGGAGUGGUCGUGAUGUCCAGGUAGGAGUCAAGCUAAUCCCUUAUAGCAUUGAUGUCAGACCUCUCAAAUUAGAAAAUAUGAAAGCUGUUCUAUCAAGUAAAAAAGCUCGAGAUGCAAGAGAAGUUGAUGCCAGUGCUGUCCUAUGUACUUCAGGAGUCCAAUAUGAGGAAGAAUUGACAGAAUCGACUGGUGUUCAAGUCGUUCAAAUUAAUGAGAGUGCUGAACUUCGCUCGUGUCAUGUCAGCAAUAGGAAUACUUCUGUAACUGGGAGCACAGAUGGAUCAAAGCACUUUGAUGUGGGUAGCAUGAUAGCAAGAAAUGCGGACCCUAAUACCACAAGUGAUGCGGAUGAUUCUAAUUUCGCCGCCAUUCUACGUGUAAAAGAAGCUCAAUACGGUACAGAGAAUAAACGUACAGCCAGUUACUGGGAAAGUACAAAAUUCCAAACGCUUGUGAACAAAAAUGUCCAAGUUGAAUUGAAUUUGAUUCCCAAAACAAUUACUGUCGAUAAAGUGAGUGUUGAGAAUAUGGAGGCUAUCAGUGGGCAGAGAAAAGAUGGAACAUUCGAAGAGGUGGGAGCAGUUCUUGUUCCAACGGAAUUAAAACUAGAACAAAUGAGUCUUGAUGCCCAUCAAGUUCCACGUUUAGUUGAAUCUAUCUCAACUGAAAACAAUCUAUGUCCUACUUAUAUCGUGACUUCGUCUAUACUUUACGAGUGUUCAGGAGUUCAUAUUACUUCUGUGGGAGCCCUGUCAGAAAUCGCAAUUAAAUUGGGCCAAGGAGAGUACAAAGCAGAGGUACAGCGAGACACCAAAUCAAAUCCGACUCGAAUAGCUAUCAAGGAGAGAUCAAUUAGUGCUAUAAGUAUUGAUGAUGCACAUAAAGCUCUAACAUUUGGUGGAAUAUCCAAUUCGAUUCAACAUUCAAUGAGUUCAAAAUCUGUCCAGAUUGGUACUAUUCUAAUUCCAACAACCGUUACCAUGGAGAAGGUAAUGGUUGAGAACUUAGAGGUUUCAGUACCGCUAACUCAGUCUAAAUGUGCAGAAGUGAACGUAAGUGCAGUUCUGGCAUCUUCUGCAACAGAAAUGACAACAGUUUUGAUCAAUGCACCGGGAAUACACAUAAUUCCAAUGUCAAAAGUGGAUGAGAUUGGCAUCCAAGCGAAUGGAAAGAACUAUAUUGGAAUGGUUGAAGGGGCAUAUCAGUCAGCACGUGGUAGAGCACCGUCAGGUACAUCAAUGAGUCAAGAUCAACAGAAGAUCAUUCUUCCCAUUGCUUCAUCGGCCAUAAGUAGGAGCAAAAAAAUUCAGGCAAGUCUACUUCAACAGAGUAAAGAUCUGAGUCUACUUCAUGAUACGCUUCGAUCUGAUCAGACCACACCGGUCCUCAGAGAGACCAACACACUUUCCACAGGCUCAUUCCGUCGUCCUGGAAUCAUCCAUAUUCCUGGUCAAACACUCACGCCUAUUGCAGAAAUCUUAUCCACCCCUUAA